Messenger RNA from Exophiala spinifera, 3006 nucleotides. RefSeq lists its product as uncharacterized. Gene Ontology annotation, cellular component: cytosol. The transcript has 3 exons. The record is from RefSeq and is a predicted model, not a curated record. Gene Ontology annotation, molecular function: 5-oxoprolinase (ATP-hydrolyzing) activity. Gene Ontology annotation, biological process: glutathione metabolic process. NCBI's taxonomy places the organism in Eukaryota, Fungi, Ascomycota, Eurotiomycetes, Chaetothyriales, Herpotrichiellaceae. The coding region runs from base 1 to 3006 and encodes 1001 amino acids.
AUGGGUUCAGUAAGGACAAAGCGCGCUCUCAGAAUAGGAGUCGAUGUCGGCGGCACCAACACGGAUGCUGUACUGCUUGACCUAGACUGUGUUGAUCAGCCAGACCGCGGGGUCUUGGCCUUUCAUAAAACACCGACGACGAGUCCCAAUGUGACAGACGGGAUUGAAACGGCGGUAGGGAAUGUUCUCGGCCAGGCAGGAGACUGUGUUUCUGAAAUCAGCUGCCUUAUUGUGGGCACAACGCACUUCCUCAACGCUGUCAUUGAACGCGACAGCCACCGACUAUCAAAGGUUGCUGUGGUUCGACUGUCGAAGAGCUUUACAAAGGACAUCCCGCCCUUUUCGGACUUUCCACCUGCAUUAUCCAACAUUCUCCACGGCUACCAUGCUUUCAUUGAUGGCGGUCUUCACAUCGACGGCUCUCAGGAAGCUCCAGUCAACAAAGAGCAAAUCUUGAGGGAGUGUGAGGAGAUCGAAAAACGGGGCAUCAAGGCCGUCGUUAUCUCGGGCAUAUUUUCUCCUAUCGACCAACAUUUCCACCAAGAGCAGUUUGUUCGUCGGAUUAUGCAAGAACGGCUACCAGAUGUAGACAUCGUCUGCUCUUCUGAAGUCUCAAACAUUGGUUUGUUGGAAAGAGAAAAUGCAUCCAUACUGAAUGCGUCAAUCAUGAAAUUUGCUCGACGCACUAUCCGAGGAUUCCGCGCUGCCAUGAGACGUUUGGGCCUCGACUGCACCCUUUUUAUUUCUCAAAAUGACGGCACAGUUAUCGAUGCCCAUCUAGCCGCAAAGCUACCCAUCAAGACAUUCUCUUCGGGUCCAACAAAUUCCAUGCGAGGUGCCGCGUAUCUUGGUCUUGGGAGAACGGGAACGGCAGGGGAAACGCACACAUCGACAAUCGUAGUUGACGUUGGUGGCACGACGACGGACUGUGGUGUUCUUUUGCCAUCAGGGUUUCCUCGCGCGGCUGCGGCCUACGUCAAUGUGGCAGGAGUGACGAUGAACUUCAGCAUGCCCCACUUAGAAUCCAUCGGCCUGGGAGGAGGAUCGAUAAUUCGUGACCGUGGGAAUGAUGUAUCGAUAGGACCAGACUCGGUUGGGUACCAGUUAACUGAACAGUCGAAGGUUUUUGGCGGCAGCAUCUUAACAACAACCGAUGUCGCGGCCGCUGGAGGUCUGGAGAUCGGAGAUAGACGUUUGGUCGACCAUAUCACGACUGAAACAAUUCAGAAGGUUCAGGCUAAGACGAAGAAGAUGCUUGAACGAGUUAUCGACCGACUGAAGCUCACUCCCGCGCCAUUGCCAGUUCUUCUCGUUGGCGGAGGCUCUGUCGUAUGCCCACUCGAACUCGACGGUGUUUCUCAAGUGGUGGUCCCAAGGUUUCAUUCGGUGGCCAAUGCUGUCGGAGCGGCAAUCUCCAGGGUCUGCGGUUCAGUCGAUGCGAUCUAUAACAUUGCAGAUGUGCCCUUGUCAGAGGUUUUGGAAGAUGCAAAGUCCCAAGCUCUUGCUAAUGCGGUCGGGGCCGGGGCAGACCCAAGAAAUUUGACUGUGGUUGAACUUGACACUCUUCCGAUACCAUACGUAUCAGGGCAAAUUCGGGUCAUCGCUAAAGCUGUUGGAGAUCUCUCUCUGGAUUACGUUGCCGACAGCAAAGUUCGCUCCGAAGCGGAAGCUGAGGUGGAUGAAGCGCUUGCAGAGGAGACGAAAGAUGUGCAUCUCUCUAGGAAAGAGGAGAGCGGUAACGCCAAAUUCGAUUUCGAUGCUUAUCGCCCUCUAGUCAAACGGAACGAGAAGUCCGGGGUUCCGGAAUGGUUCGUCUCGGAGACCGAUCUCGAGUGGCUAAGCAUUGGAUGCUACAUUUUGGGAUGCGCUGGUGGUGGUUCGCCCAAAUCGGAAUUCCUCAAGCUUCGAGAUCAGCUCCGUGGAGGUUCCUCGGUUCGAAUUAUUGAUAGUUCGUCCCUGCGAGACGAUGCCACGAUCUAUUGGGGUGGAAUGAUGGGUUCGCCAGCAGUGUCAAUCGAGAGACUGAAUUCGUCAGAAUGUAUAACUGCUGUAGCAGAUCUGAUGGAAUAUCUGGGGCACAAAUCGUUCGAUGCCAUCAUGGGUCUGGAAAUUGGAGGUGCCAAUGGGCUCGAGCCUCUGCUGAUUGGAUCCUCGCACGCAUUCGACCGACCCGUCAUUGAUGCAGACUGGAUGGGUCGAGCCUAUCCGACCUAUUGGCAAACAACCAUUGCUGUCCAUGAAAGCGGACAGCUCACUCCAUGCGCAAUUGCUUCAGGUGACGGCAAAACCAUCAUCAUGACGAAGUCUCCGGACGAUGAGAUAGUGGAUCGCGCACUGCGAGCAUCCUGCUCAGAGAUGGGAUCCAGGGUCGGCAUGGCAGCUAGGCCAACAACAACGGAUCGUGUGAGAUCGUUUGGGGUUAUCAAUACUCUGUCUCUAUCCUGGCGCAUUGGUAGGACAGUUGCACGGGCUCAGCAAGAAAGCACCAUUCAUACUGUUGCCGAACAGAUCAUUGACGAGGUUGGCGGGCCAACAACAGCAAAAAUCUUAUUUCGAGGCAAGAUAACUGCAGUGGAGCGAAGGAUCUACAAAGGACAUUCCUACGGAGAGAUCACCAUCAGUCAAACCGACAAGGAUGAGGAGGAACAGGGCCACGAAAGGCCCGCGGUGGCCCAAGGCGGCGUCGUCAAGAUUCCGUUCAAGAAUGAAAACAUCUAUGCAAAACACAUCGCCGUCGAUGGAUCAGAGACGUACCUCGCGACGGUGCCUGACUUAAUAUCUGUCCUGGACACGCAGUCCGGCUGUGCCCUCGGCGUUCCGGAAUUUCGAUAUGGUCUAUUGGUGACGGUGCUGGGAAUAACGUGCUCGCCGCGCUGGUCCGACACGAAGAGAGGCAUGGAGUACGGGGGCCCUGAAGCGUUCGGAUACAAGAUCGAUUACAAACCUUUGGGGGUAUUUGUCGAGCCUAAGAGUGUCGUUCUUGAAUAUGCCGACGCCACUGCCUAG